UCUGUCGAAGAGCGCUGUUCUGGUGGAGGGGGAGUGACAUGGAGUCGUCGGUCGAGGAAUUGAUGCCCCGGCUUUUGCCUGUGGAGGAUUGUGACAUCGCGGAGGAUUUCGAUCCUAGUGUGCCCCCCAGAACACCCCAAGAGUAUUUAAAGCGGGUUCAGAUUGAAGCUGCAAAAUGCCCCGAUGUUGUUGUGGCCCAGAUUGACCCAAGAAAACUGAAAAAGAAACAGACAGUGAAUAUUUCACUCUCAGGAUGCCUCCCUGCCCCUGAAGGAUACUCACCAACUCUGAAAUGGCAACAACAACAAGUGGCUCACUUUUCAGCCAUUCGCCAGAGUGUGUACAAACACAGGGACCACUGGAAAUCCCAGCAUUUGGACAGUAAUGUUACGAUGCCCACAUCAGAUGACGAAGAAGGCUGGAAAAGGUUUUGUCUGGGUGAAACGUUGUAUUUAAAUACAGGUGUUAAAGUAUACAGUGAUGAAAAUCAAGGAAUUGAUUACAUACAGGUUGGCUUUCCUCCAUUGCUGAGCAUUGUUAGCAGAAUGAAUCAGGCAACAGUAACCAGUGUCUUGGAAUAUCUAAUAAACUGGUUUGCAGAGAAGGAAUUUACUUCAGAACUGGGCAGAUGGCUUUAUGCUUUGCUGGCCUGUCUUGAAAAACCAUUGUUACCAGAGGCUCACUCCCUGAUUCGGCAAUUGGCCAGAAGAUGCUCUGAAGUGAGAGUUUUGGAGGAGAACAAGAAUGAAGAAAGAGUAUCUGCUCUGAACUUGUUAAUUUGUUUAGUUGGCAGGUACUUUGACCAGCAUGAUCUGGCCGAUGAGCCAGCUUGAUAAAGUUUGGAGAGCAAAGAAGCAUGGCCUAUCAUAAUAACUGUGAGGGAAUGCCAUGCCAAUAUACUCAGUCAGCUCCUAUAUGACUUAAGGGUGAAGAACUGCAGCUGUGCCCUACCUUCCAGUAUGACCUUGCUGGAUUGUAAGAACAGUAAUUCAAAGUGAUUUUAGCAACAGUUGUGGUCAACUCAACUUGAAAGAUGUCAACAGCAGGGCGCCUGAACACUUUGUCAACUUCUUUGCCGGCAAACUGCUGUGAGACCUGUAUCCAAACUGCAAGCUCAUCCUAAUCAAACCAUGGAGCAAGACUGUUGAACUUGUUUUAAAAACCCAGCAGGUUUUUAAAAAUCAGAUCUGUACAGAUUUUCCCCUUCCCCCAUCAGUUAAUGUAAAGUUGUA
Messenger RNA from Gekko japonicus, 1232 nucleotides. RefSeq names its product gem nuclear organelle associated protein 2 (gene GEMIN2). The record is from RefSeq and is a predicted model, not a curated record. NCBI's taxonomy places the organism in Eukaryota, Metazoa, Chordata, Lepidosauria, Squamata, Gekkonidae. The coding region runs from base 39 to 833 and encodes 264 amino acids. Gene Ontology annotation, cellular component: SMN complex; nucleus; spliceosomal complex. The transcript is spliced from 10 exons. Gene Ontology annotation, biological process: spliceosomal complex assembly; spliceosomal snRNP assembly.